CCGCCCGCUGGGAGCUGUCCAGUGCUGAAACCCCGCGCGGCCAGCCAAUCGCGCCCGGCUGGCCGCCUCCCUCCCGGGGCCCCACGCAAGUGCCCCCACCGAGCCCCUGCCAGUCGCACCAUGCCGCGCUCCUUCCUGGUAAAGAAGAUCAAAGGGGACGGCUUCCAGUGCAGCGGGGUGCCGGCCCCCACCUACCACCCCUUGGAGACCGCCUACGUGCUGCCAGGCGCCCGGGGGCCGCCCGCGGACAACGGUUACUCCCCGCACUGCCUGGCGCCAAGCAGCUACGAUGCGGACCAAAAACCAGGCCUGGAGCUGGCGCCCGCCGAGCCCGCGUACCCGCCGGCGGCAACAGAGGAGUACAGCGACCCCGAGAGCCCGCAGUCGAGCCUGUCGGCGCGCUACUUCCGCGGGGAGGCGGCCGUGACCGACAGCUACUCCAUGGACGCCUUCUUCAUCUCAGACGGGCGCUCGCGGCGACGACGGGGGGGCGGCACCGGGGACGCCGGGGGCGCGGGGGACGCCGGGAGCUCGGGGGGGCGCGCAGGGCGCGCCGGGGCGCCGGCGGGCGGCGGGCACCGGCACGCGUGCGCCGAGUGCGGCAAGACGUACGCCACGUCGUCGAACCUGAGCCGCCACAAGCAGACGCACCGCAGCCUGGACAGCCAGCUGGCGCGCAAGUGCCCGACGUGCGGCAAGGCGUACGUGUCCAUGCCUGCGCUGGCCAUGCACGUGCUCACGCAUAACCUGCGCCACAAGUGCGGCGUGUGCGGCAAGGCCUUCUCGCGGCCCUGGCUGCUGCAGGGCCACAUGCGUUCGCACACGGGCGAGAAGCCAUUCGGCUGCGCGCACUGCGGCAAGGCCUUCGCCGACCGCUCCAACUUGCGCGCGCACAUGCAGACGCACUCGGCCUUCAAGCACUACCGCUGUCGCCAGUGCGACAAGAGCUUCGCGCUCAAGUCCUACCUCCACAAGCACUGCGAGGCCGCCUGUGUCAAGGGGGCCGAGCCGCCCCCGCCGCCCCCUACCGGCCCUGCCAGCUGAGCCUUGAACCGCACCCCCACGCCCGGAACUCUCUCUCCACGCGUCCCCGGGUGCCCCACCCGCGCCCGCUUCGCCCUCUCCAAUCCCUAGCUGCGUUUCCUGCCCACCCCCAUCCCCCGUGGGGACUCCCAUCCCAACCUGAAACUUUUCUCUCCCUCCCCCAAACCCACAACUCAUUUCUGGCAGUUUCCCCUAGCGCACCCCUACCCACAUCGUCCUUUCCAACCACCAAGACUCGGACCUUGAACCCCUGUCCGCGCCCUCACGGCUCCCAACUCAGGCAAGAGGUCCACACCUUUCCAGGACUCUAGACCCGGAAUUUUCUCCCGCCCAAACCCUGCACCUCUCCCCUUCAAUUUUCUUAUCUUCCCUCUCAUUUCUCAGCUCAGUCUCUCUGAUCAUUCCUCUACUGGAGCCCCCAACCUAAGAUCCAAACCUACCCUUGACUCACCACUGUCUCGAUUUCCCCAGAUGCUCCUGACCCAGGCCUGCAGCUCCCACACCACAGCCCCACCCCAGACCAUGCCCCUGCCUCCCAGCUGAGUCUCCCUGGGUGUGCCCAUCUGGGGAUCUAAUCUUAUCCCUCUUGGAGUCCCCAAUCUGUCCCUGAUCCCCCUCCAUACCCAGGCCUUAGGUCCAGCUAGUUCACCCCACUCCCACAUUUCUCACGUUCAUUCACCCACUCCCACCGUAACACAUCCCUUCCCCCGCCCCAGCACUGCAUUUUCUCCAGACCCCUUCAUUCCUCUAGGAGUCCUUAACCCUGAGUUUACCUGACCUGGGGAAGACUUGGGGGGGGCUGUUCAGGGCCCUGCCUCCCUAAUGCAGGCCCUCCCUCCCUGGGCUCCCAGCCUCUAGUUGCCCUCCCCCCCAGAUUCUCUGAGCACUUUCCCCUGCACCCAGGAGUACAGGUACCCCUCCUUAUUCCCUAGGGGGAGGUCUGGGGCACCUCACAAUUGCCCGUCCCCUGUCUCACGACUAGGCCUCUCCAGUUAUUUAUUUGUGAAUUUAUUUAUUUAUCUAUUUAUUACUCUAUUUAUCUCUUGGCCUCACCCAGGGACGAUCUGGCUUCCCCAGCUGGACUGGGAGGACAGGGAGCCAGGCGUGGAGAGGGCCAGCAGAGGCAACGGAAGUCUGUCUCUCCCGCUCACCCGGUGGCAGGCCAUACGGGAGAAGCCCCACUCCCAUCAGAGCCUAAACCCGCUGGGGAAGGGAGCACGAGAACGGAAGGAAGACCCUGCUGACCCUCAGCUGGUGCGGGGGAGGGGGAGGCGUCAGGAGAUCCAGUCAUGGGGCAGGACCCCGCCCUCCUGAGCUUCCACCCUCACCCCAGGGAGCCCAGAGAGAGGAGCCUCCCGGAUUUGUUUGCUAUUUAUUCCUCUUCUCGAGGGACCCUAGGUUCCAGGGACCGACUGAGCCCCGGACCCCACUGGGGCCUCAGGCCCGCUCCCGGGAGGAGCGCUCUCUCCCGGCCACGUCUAUGCAACUCUCCCGGGCAUUGGGGCCGGGGCUGCCAGCCGCCCGCCCGUUUUGGCCGCCACUACCUCCCCCGCCGCGCUUUUGCAUGCCUGGGCGAGGGCCGAAGCACACACCUCCACGCGCCGGGCCCUGACCCCCUCUGCUUUAAGCACACGCCUCUGCCCCGGGGCUCCGCGCCCGGCUCAGGGGUAGGAGUCCUGGACUCUUCGAACCCCCCACCCCCCAAGGAGGGUAAAGAUUGGAGGGGCCCCUGGAGCUGGGGCACUUCUCAAGGACUUCCAAGGGGGGUGGUCCUUCG
Messenger RNA from Choloepus didactylus (southern two-toed sloth), 2821 nucleotides. RefSeq names its product scratch family transcriptional repressor 2 (gene SCRT2). NCBI's taxonomy places the organism in Eukaryota, Metazoa, Chordata, Mammalia, Pilosa, Megalonychidae. The transcript is spliced from 2 exons. The record is from RefSeq and is a predicted model, not a curated record. Gene Ontology annotation, molecular function: RNA polymerase II cis-regulatory region sequence-specific DNA binding; DNA-binding transcription factor activity, RNA polymerase II-specific. Gene Ontology annotation, biological process: regulation of DNA-templated transcription. Bases 121 to 1044 code for a protein of 307 amino acids.